AUGGACGUGGUCAACAAAAGAGCAGCUAUGUUCCCACCAACCAGCAAGAAGGAAACACAGACCUUCCUAGGUGCUGUGGGUUUUUGGAUGAUGCAUAUUCCAGAUUACAGUGAGACUGGCUACAUCGAAAAUGGAAAGUGGCUGUAUGAAGGCCUAUGUGACAAGUCACAGAAGCCACUGAGAGACAAGGAGGAUCAAAUGGAAACCUGCUUACUUAUAUGCACUGGUGAAAUAUCUAUUUGGUUUCUUGUACAGAAAAGAGUCGAAGACGUCAUCUCUCCAAUUGUAUUUGAAGCUGCGUACAGCCUUUGGGAACAUGUGAUAGAAGGAGGAAAAGAGGACAAGGAACUACCUGCUCUCAAGCCCAUUCUCCGUUGGAAGAAAGGACAAAAGAUAGCACAAAGGAAUCAGACUGUUUUUGAGAGGAACUGUCAAUCUGAUGACUGUGCUGCUGAUUUGAAACUUCAUGGUAAAUUACUACUGUCGAGUGUUGAUGACAGAACUGCCUACCUGGCCCUGGGAGCAGUGAGGAACAUCUCGCUUAACAUUUUCAUCUCUAACAUUGGGGAUGAUGCCUAUGACACCAAUGUUUUCUUCAAUUUUUCUGGGGAACUCUUCUUCAUCAAAAUGUGGCAAAAGGAGGAGCUGGGCAUUGCCUGUGAGUUGCUGGAAUCAGAUUUCCUCAAGUGCAGUGUGGGAUUUCCUUUCAUGAGAUCAAAUUCUAGGUAUGAGUUCAGUGUGAUCUUUGAUACAAGCCACUUGUCUGGGCAGGAAGAAACGCUUACCUUCCUUGUCACUGCCCAAAGUGGAAACCUAGAACGCAGUGAAUCUCUGCAUGAUAAUAUUCUAACCCUGUCAGUACCUCUGAUGCAUGAAGUGGCUUCAUCCAUCAAUGGAGAAGUCUUCCCUACUUCAUUUUUCUAUGGCGAUUCUGUGGAAGCGUCCAACUUUGUUCAGUUGGAAAACCAUGAAUGCCUUUUCCAGUCUCUCAACUUCAGCCUGCAGGUUUACAAUGCUGGACCAAGCACUCUCCCUGGAGCUUUUCUUGACAUUUCAUUUCCAAACCGCCUCUCUGCCACUGGAGACGAAAUAUUUCAUAUUCAGCAGAUGAUGGUUGGCCAGGACAAAGGAAGCUGUUCUUUCCACAGAAACCACAGCCCAUGUGUUGUUCCUCAAGAGAAUGAAAAUAUUUUCCACACAAUAUUUGCUUUUUUCACAAAGUCUGGCAGAAAAGUAUUGGACUGUGAAAGACCAGGCAGGUCCUGCUUAAUUAUACACUGCAACUUAAGCUCACUACCCAAAGCAGAGUCCUGUGAUAUAAGUAUCUACAUGCUGCUGAAUACUGAGAUACUCAAGAAGGACAGUUCCUCGGUCAUCCAGUUUGUCACAAGGGCAAGGUUGAGGAUGGAUGGUGACCUCAGAGUUGUGGAGGUACCGAGUGGGAGCCCACAAGAAAAAUCAGUGGUCUUUGAGGCUUUGCACAAUCUGGAGCCUCGUGGAUAUGUUGUCGGAUGGAUCAUUGCCAUCAGUUUGCUGGUGGGAAUUCUCAUCUUCCUAUUGCUUGCUGUGCUCUUAUGGAAGAUGGGCUUCUUCCGCCGGAGGUAUAAAGAAAUUAUUGAGGCCGAAAAGAGCAAAAAGGAGAAUGAAGAUAGUUGGAACUGGGUCCAGAAAAACCAGUGAACUGCCCAUGAAAACUAAAGCCCAGUCAUGUGACACGUGCUCACUAGCCUAUAGGUCCUGCUCUCAUAUCUUCCAUAUGUGGAAGAAGGAAUCUUCUCCAGAUUUUUCGGAGACCCAUUGAUGCUGUGUCUUUAUCACUCAAAAAAAACUAGGGAACAUAUCCUGAGGCAACCACUGUAGCCAUGUCAGGUGACUGGAGCAAUUCAUACUUCAUUUAAGAGUUGAACUUUGAACUUUGGUAACCAAGCUGCAGUGCAGAGCAAUAUUUAUGAAUCCAACUAUUUGGUAUACCCUCAGGGGAAGACUGUUACCUAAAAAUAUAUUUUAUAAAUAUAAGCUUUUUAUAUUGAGUAUGUCUUUAUAUUUGUAUCAAUGUUUUGUAAUUUCUACUGAAUAGUAUAUAGUUCACUCAAGCACUGAUAUCUGGCUAAAUCUUUGAAAAUACAUAUGUGUAUAUAUAAAUUCUAUUGUACUUUUAAACUUCAAUGCGAGAGAAAAGAGAUUUACAGAGAAAAGUGAUUGAAAUCCUCAUAUGCUUAAUUGAACAGGCUUGGUAGUAUUGUGUAUAGACCAUUUAAUGGAUAUAAGCCAAAAUCUUUUCAUAAUCUCUUUCUUUGAGUUGAACUUGUUGUUUGAUUUAUAAACUAAAGAAUCUAAAGUAUUUCACAGUUGUGAUAGCUGUGAUAUUCUGGAUCUUGAGCCUGUCCUUUACUGGCCUGAAUGGGAGAGGAUGAAAACGCUUCCUCAGUGAUAUGUAGCAAGAUGUAGAUUGCUUUGGUUCACUGAAGAAGGUAUCACAGAAUGUUUUCCUUUGGGAAUUUUUCUCUUGCAAUCUCUAGGAUUUUUAUAGUAGUCUAGGAUUGUACAAUUGAGAUACCAGAAGGAUAUAAUUGGGCCGACCAUUAUGGCAUUGGUAAAUUCUUUGGAAUAAAAAAAAAAUUAAAUGGAGCCAUAUUAAUAUUAAGAGGUAUAUUUUUAAAGCUACUGUUCAAGAUUGUAAU
Messenger RNA from Manacus vitellinus (golden-collared manakin), 2681 nucleotides. RefSeq names its product integrin alpha-9. The transcript has 15 exons. Gene Ontology annotation, biological process: cell-matrix adhesion; cell-cell adhesion; cell adhesion mediated by integrin. Gene Ontology annotation, molecular function: integrin binding. Lineage: Eukaryota; Metazoa; Chordata; Aves; Passeriformes; Pipridae. Gene Ontology annotation, cellular component: external side of plasma membrane; integrin complex. The record is from RefSeq and is a predicted model, not a curated record. Bases 1 to 1680 code for a protein of 559 amino acids.